Messenger RNA from Fundulus heteroclitus (mummichog), 3865 nucleotides. Its product is annotated as calcium channel, voltage-dependent, beta 4a subunit. Gene Ontology annotation, cellular component: voltage-gated calcium channel complex. Gene Ontology annotation, biological process: regulation of voltage-gated calcium channel activity; calcium ion transmembrane transport; neuromuscular junction development. NCBI's taxonomy places the organism in Eukaryota, Metazoa, Chordata, Actinopteri, Cyprinodontiformes, Fundulidae. Gene Ontology annotation, molecular function: high voltage-gated calcium channel activity; protein binding. The record is from RefSeq and is a predicted model, not a curated record.
UCCAUGUACGAGAACCUCUACCUUCAUGGCUUUGAAGACUCGGAGGCGGGCUCAGCUGAUUCCUACACAAGCCGACCGUCUGACUCAGAUGUGUCCCUGGAGGAGGAGAAGGAGGGUGGGCGGCAGGAGAGGGAGCAGCAGGCCACUGUUCAGCUGGAGAGGGCAAAGAGCAAAGCAGUGGCAUUUGCUGUGAGGACCAAUGUCAGCUACUGCGGCGCGUUGGAUGAGGACGUUCCUGUGCCCGGCACAGCUGUCUCGUUUGAUGCCAAGGACUUCCUCCACAUCAAAGAGAAGUACAACAAUGACUGGUGGAUCGGCCGCCUGGUGAAGGAAGGCUGCGACAUCGGCUUCAUCCCGAGCCCGCUGAAACUGGAAAACAUCCGGCUUCAUCAGGAACAAAAGAGAGGACGCUUCCAUAGCAGCAAAUCCAGCGCAAAUUCCUCCUCCAGUCUGGGAGAAAUGGUGUCAGGCACAUUCAAGCCAAACCCAAACUCAGCAGGAAAGCAGAAACAAAAAGUGGCGGAACACGUCCCUCCAUACGAUGUGGUUCCCUCUAUGAGGCCGGUGGUCCUGGUAGGACCGUCCCUGAAAGGUUACGAGGUAACGGAUAUGAUGCAGAAAGCGCUGUUUGACUUCCUGAAGCACAGGUUUGAUGGGAGGAUAUCCAUCACGAGGGUUACCGCUGAUAUAUCGUUGGCCAAGAGGUCAGUACUUAACAACCCCAGUAAGCGGGCCAUCAUUGAGAGAUCCAACACCCGCUCCAACCUUGCUGAGGUCCAGAGUGAGAUAGAAAGGAUCUUUGAGUUGGCCCGAUCUCUGCAGCUCGUGAUUUUGGAUGCUGACACCAUUAAUCACCCAGCACAGCUUAUUAAGACCUCAUUAGCUCCCAUAAUUGUCCACGUUAAGGUGUCAUCUCCUAAGGUCCUGCAGCGUCUAAUCAAAUCACGAGGAAAGUCCCAAAGCAAACACUUAAACGUGCAGCUUGUUGCUGCAGAAAAACUAGCUCAGUGUCCAUCCGAAAUGUUUGAUAUUAUUUUGGACGAGAACCAGCUUGAAGAUGCCUGUGAACACCUGGCAGAAUAUCUGGAGGCGUACUGGCGUGCUACCCAUACUUCACUUAGUACGCCACUCAACCCCCUGCUGGGACGCAAUCUGGGCUCCACUGCCCUCUCCCCAUAUCCAGCUGCCAUUCAGGCCCAAAAGAAUCGAAACAGCAACCACACAACAACUGACCAUUCCCCAGUCGAGCGCCGCAGCCUGAUGCCUGCAGACGAGAACUACCACAACGAACGGGCGCGCAAGAAUCGCAACCGCCUGUCCUCGGGCUCGCAGCACAGCAGGGACCACUCUCCACUGAUAGAGGAGGACUACCAGGACCCCUAUCAGGACUCUUACAAGCCUCACCGCAAUCGGGGAUCCCCCGGGGGCUACAGCCAGGAAUCCAGGCACAGGCUCUGAGCUGAUGCUUUUUCUCCAAACAUCCACCGAGAACACGAGAGCCGAGGCCGCGUCAGGCGCUCUAACGUCCCGCUAAACCUACGACAGCCAUGUGAACUGGAACGAUCUCUUAUGUCUGUGUAGUACCUCGUAUCCCCAUUUGACUUUGGUUGUUGCUAAAUGGACAUUUACAACCUAAUAAACAAAAACUGCCUUUGCUAUGAUGUGAAUACGGGGGUGGGGUGUGGGGGUGGACAUGUAGCACAAGAACUAUGUUUCGAUGGAAUGGUGGAAGUUGAGCUCGUUUUUAAAACGUCACACAAGUAGCUUGCGAGGGAAUGUGCGGGGGAGUGGGCUCUUCUACGCUUCCCCUGCCAUCUCAGCUGCCCCUGUAGCAUGUAGGCGGGGCUGUGAAGCCAGUGCCAGACAGUAUACUGCCUUGAUUAGCCACUCAGCACAAAACUUAGAGCUGAGGGGAGCAACAUAUGCCAAUAUUCAUACGUCUGUGUGCCACUGUCCUCAACCUGAGUGGGAGAGCCUCCUAAAAGCUUGUCCAUCCAGUUGCUUCCUGUACCCCUUCUUUGUUUUCCCAGAAAUCUUUUUUUUUUUUUUCGUUUCCAAAAUCGUGCAGAUAUAGAGACAUUUAAGGCUCCAAACCUCAGGAACGAGAGGUCACUAAGACCUGGAAGUGUAGCGUUUGUUAUCUUUCCCUUCUGGCAGGAAUCUAAUUUUAGGUGUACUAUUUAAUAUACAGUGCCUACCAAGAAUAUUCACAGUUGACGUUAUAUUGGGAUAAAACAAGGUGGUGGGAGCAUCAUACUGUGGUGAUACUUACCUGAGAGGGUGGAAAGAGGGAGCUAAAUAAGGUGCAAUCCUGGAAAAACCUGCUGGAGGCCCCAAAAUAUCUAUGUUUAGGGUGAAGUACACCAAGAGCCACUAUGGAAUACGUUGAGUUGUUAAAAUGAUCCACACCUAAAUCCAAAUGAGAAUGGCAAGACUUGAAAAUUGCUGUUCACGCAUGCCUUCCAUCCAUGCUGGUAGAUUUGCUUGAAAGAUUUCAAGCUGAAAUGCACAGCAAAAACGGUUUCUAAAUAGUGUCACCUCAGGGGGGCUGAAUACAAAUGCACGCCACACUUUUCAGAUUUAGUAAACAAUCGUUUGAAAGCCAUGUAUUCUUUUUCUCUCACCGCACAAACAUCUGGUAAGAUACGUUGAUCUACCGCAUAAAAUCUCAAAGAUACGUUGAAUUUUGGGUUGAUGAAAUGCAGAGAUGUUCAAAGGGUGUGAAUGCUUUUGUAAGGCACUGUAGCUGUAAUGGAAUGAUGUAAUAGGCCUUUGGCUUUUGUCUUGAGAUAUACAUUUAGCAGGGCAUGGUUACAAUAAAUGAGAGCGGUGUUUAGUUUGUGACAUAUUGAGGUCUUCCAUGUGUAAAUACUGUCAGAAAUUACAGGAAAGUAAUCGCCUUCUGUCUAAAGUUUCAGUUUUGGUAAAUCUCAUGGAAUGUUUUUUUUUUUUUUUUUUUUUUUUUUGUCAGGAUCUUGCAAAUAUCUCAGAAUUAGAAAAAUAUAUAUAAUUUUUUAACGGUUUUCUAAAAUUACUGAAAAAUAUUCAUAGAGUAGAAAAUGAUCCUGACCCUGCAGCUUUUUGUAUUAUUUCAAUUUCCAUUAGAAACUCUUGAUAGAUGGAAAAUUACGUGAGUAAGGCCAGAUUUUGCUGUAGUAAUGUGCCAAUCAGAGCUUUGCUGGCCAAUACUAACAUUUAAACGUGACUAUCAAUGGAUGGAGUUUAGGACCACCAGCCUGAUCUUUGUCUGAGUUUUACUAAACCCAAAACAAAUUGCAUCAAAGGACAUGAUGUCUUGAUGUGUUUACAAUUGUAAAAUAGUUACAAAAUGACUAGUUUUAGGUUUUGAUGCAUAUAUGGAACAGGGAAAAGGGAUUCUUCCGUAUCUGACCUGCUUUAUUACGUUUUAGAGCCGAUUGGAUUAAAAUCGGUAGCGUUCAGUCACUGGAAUCAGCUGUCGUAUCACCUCUUUCUCGUCUUUAACAGAGUUCACGUCUAUUACAUGCUGCUUUUUUUUUUUUACAAAUGUGGUGGAUUUUCCUGUGUUUUUCAUCUAAACGUACACUGCCAAUAAACACGGUCUCAAAGUGACACGCUCUUGAACUUUGUAACAAACCCAUGCGGUUCUUUUCAAUCCAUAUGGGUCAUAAACGACACGCUGCAGUAAAAUCAGGAGGAAACAGAAAGAGAUUUAUCUUUUUUUGUUGUCGUCGUCGUUGCUGUUGUUUUUUUUUUUUUUUUCAAAUAGAGGAGCAUUAACUGAAAAUCUGAAAAUAUAACUGCUUGUGUGAGAAAGAUGCAUUAAUUAGAAGUAUAUGUGCAUUGUCAUUUUACAACUGUAUUAAUAAAAUACAACUACGCUGUA